Molecule: messenger RNA, 2604 nt
Organism: Silurus meridionalis
Lineage: Eukaryota; Metazoa; Chordata; Actinopteri; Siluriformes; Siluridae
Product: BOLA class I histocompatibility antigen, alpha chain BL3-6-like
Exons: 8
Coding region: 285-1433 (382 amino acids)
Biological process (GO): immune response
Cellular component (GO): external side of plasma membrane
Source: RefSeq, a predicted model, not a curated record
CCUCGGGGUGAAGGAAAAAAUAUGGAUCUGACAGGGUUCGGGGUUCAGGAGCAUUAAUUUUAUUAUUAAUUACAUUAUUUAUUAUUUUAUUUGCUUUUGACGGGUGCUACACACACACACACACACACACACACACUCUCUCUCUCUCUCUCUUGAUGAACUGCGGCCCUGAAAACACUAAAUCCUGCGGGAGGUUCAGCUGAAGGAACUGUUUUGCAUUCGAAAAAAACUUUUCCUACAUCACAAGUUCUCCAUCAGGUUCCUGGAAAUCUCUACACUACAGUAUGAACCUGACCGACCUGAAGAACUUCUUAUUAUUCUUUCUUACAUUUGGUUGUCUUCAAGUAUUUGUAGAUGCACAUUCUCUGGAGUACCACUACACCACGCUCACGCCCCAAUAUACUGGUUUCCCAGAGUUCACUGCUGUGGGUCUGCUGGAUGGAAAGCAGUUUAUGUCCUACAGUAGCAGUAACAUGACGCUGAUCCCAGAGAACUGGAUAAAGAACAGUAAGAGUGAAGAUUACUGGAAGAGUGAAUCACAGAACAUGGAGGGACAUCAUGAUAACUUUAACAACAUCUUCACAAAAAUAAACAAUCAGUUUAAUGACAGUAGAGGUCACACACUACAGAGGAUGUACGGCUGUGAUAUUAAUAAUGGCGGCAUCACUAGACGAUAUGAUCAGUACGGUUUUGAUGGAGAAGAUUUCAUCAGUCUGGAUCUGGAAAAUGGAACCUGGAUUGCAGUUAAACCUCAAGAUGAGAUCCUCAAACACGACUGGGAUUCUAAUGGUUACACUACAUACUGGAAGAACUUCCUGGAGCAUGACUGUAUUGAUUUGUUAAAUACAUUUGUGAAUUAUGGCAGAGAGACUCUGAAGAGAAAAGUUCGUCCUGAAACGUCAUUGUUCCAGAAAGAAGCUUCUCCAGAGGUGGUGUGUGAUGCUACAGGUUUCUGCCCCAAAGCACUGAAUAUCUCCUGGCAGAAGGACGGAGAGGACGUGCAUGUGAACGUGGAGCUCAGAGAGACGUUACCCAACCAGGAUGGAAGCUUCCAGAAGAGAUGCAUUCUAAAUGUCUCAGCUGAGGAGCUGCAGAAACACACCUACACCUGUGUGAUUGAGCACAGCAGCUUGGAGAAGGAUUUAGUGCUGCCUGUGAGCGAGAGACGAAUCCUGAGAGAUGGAGGAUCAGAUGGAGGACUGAUUGGGAUCAUCAUUGGUGUAGUCGUGGCUCUCGUUGUUCUUGUUGCUGUUGUUGCUGGAAUUGUGAUCUGGAAGAAGAAGAACUCUGGACAUAAUCAUGUUCCUGUUCCAUCCAGUGACUCCCCUGAAGGAGAUACUUCCUCUGGUAGACCAGAAGAAAGUGAUCAUGAUGCAGUGGGAGAGGGAGAGAAGAUGGAGAUGAAAAAUAUGGUAAAUGGGCAUAGCAACUAGAACAACAUCAACACAUCAGAACAAACUGCACCAGACUGCAGAAAAGUUCUCUUGGACCAAACAAAAGAUGGGGAUCUGAAGAGCUGAGCUGCAUUGAUCUUCUACACACUCUGAAACCCAUCCGCUGGGCCUGGAGUGAACCUGGUCGACCUUUAAUCCGAAGAAUAAAAUUGCUGCCACUCCAAGCUGCCAGUUUUGGGUACUUGAACAAGACCUCAUGAACAUGACCUUCAGCUGCUCCGUGAAUAAAUGAGAUUAUUGUUGUUUUGUUUACUCUGUAUGAGGGCAUCUACCAAAUGCCAGUUAAUGACCUCAGAGUGAUGGAACUGUAAUGAAUGGACAUUCAGUGUUAAGGACGAGGUUCCUUUUUGAGGCUGGUUCUUCUCAAGGUUUUCUCCUUAUAACAUCUCAGAGAGUUUUGCCUGAAUUGUUCAUUUGGGAUACAUUUGUAGGCACUAAUUUAUACAUUUCAAUUUGUUUUGUGCUAUAUUUGUUUGUUAAGUUGUUAAGACAAUUUAGAUUUUUAAAAAUUGCAGUAGAAAUACUGAGCUAAACUGCACUAUAAGCACUUUUACUGAUUAUAGAACAUUUUAUAGAGUGUAUUUAAUCAGUAUAUGUACUUGAAUAAGCUCAUCAUCUCAGGUACAGUUGUUUCUGGGCUCACAUUAAGUGGAUUAUUACCACCUGAAGUGCCAUAAAAUCUACUAUGGCAUUGAAGCAGCAAUGAAACAUCAGUCAUCAUUCCUGACUAAAGGGAACAUGACUGGAAUGAUCUUCCAGAGAGACAAUCAUAUCUCUCCAUUAUUUGAGUGGCAUCAAUAAUGUGAGACCUUAAUAUAUAUUUACUUCAAGACUUUGUUUACAUUCCUGCAGAGGAAACAGUAUAAACUGCUGAAGACGUCUCAACUGAUGUUGUUUACUGUGAUUCCAAUGUGAAUAUAAAUUGAAGUCCUUCAUGUUCUAUGUUACUGGUGCCUUCAAAAUGAGAGUGUGUAUUACUUUAUCCAUUGCCUCUUGUGUUUCAUCUGUUUUGUUCUCCUCCAGAGGUGAUUUGAUAUCAGGUGAUACUAUUAAUUGUAGCCGAUUUCAUUUUCAAUGUGUAAAGUUUCUGGCACUACAGACGGGGUGGCGUUGCCUGAAAUCGGGAGAAAUACAGUUGGAAUUCUGACAA